This is a messenger RNA of Prorocentrum cordatum, 3267 nucleotides long. NCBI's taxonomy places the organism in Eukaryota, Dinophyceae, Prorocentrales, Prorocentraceae. The record is from the annotation of a GenBank genome assembly.
AUGCGUGGCACGGGCGGUGACUGGCUGGAGCUGCGUCGCCAACUGUUGGAUUCAGAUCUCGGCGGAGAGUCGAGCAGCAGCGGCCCGUCAGAAGUCUUGUCAGGUUGGUCACUGUUCGGAUCUCCGACCGACGAUGACGUGGACGGCCCGCCCGAGGGCGCCGACGCCGCCGCCAUAGCUGCUGAUGACAUGAUCGUCGAAGCCCCGCCCGUGGAUGCCAUAGUCGAGGUCCCACCCGCUCAAAGCGGGUGCGGCCGUCCACGUCGGAGAACCGUGAACGCUGUGCUCGCAGAUGUGAUGACACACCACGGCGGCAUCUUGGCGCCGCCAGGGUCUGGGGCGCAGCAGCUCGAGAGCCAGGUCGACCCCGUCGACGGCGGACCCGAGGACAGCAUCGGCGGCGCAGCUCCAGCCACUAUUAACCCUUUCGUGGUUUCAGAUGCAGAGUCGUUCAGACGCCUGGUGUUAGAGGUGGGCGAUGCAAUCGCCAACAACAUAAGUUUAGACGGCUUGUUGGACCAGACGCACAUGGAGAUCGGCCUGGUCUUCACAGAGGCCGUUCGCUCAGAUGAGACCCAGUUGCCUGCGAGGGGCGCCACGGGGUCGAACGACGAAGGCAACAUAUGCAACGACUUGCCCGACGAUGCUGACGAGAGGGCGAAACUGGUCAACGCCGAAUGGAACUAUGGCAUGUUGUUUGUGAAGCGGGGCAGCGGCGGCCAACCUUCCUCAUACGUCAGCUUCUCAUUCAGUCUCUGCACCCCUGUUCAAGUGGUUUCGAAUACAACUGGAGAAUGUUAUUACGCCGUGCUGCACCAGACCCGCCUGGCCGACGCAGACCGCAUCGCUCAGAAGUUCGCCCGCCACCAGAGGAACACGACCACAGACGGAGACAGGGCGUUCAUCAGAGCUGAGCGUCACCGCUCAUGUGUCUACCCCGACAUGCACUUGCUACAUAAGCUGCGUUGCGUCCAUAGAGCGUCAAAUUGCAAGAAGGAGCCAUUCAAGAAAAAAGUGCCCAGAGAAAUUGAGUUCUACACCAAUCUCGUCCUUGUGAUGCGCAGGGCCUACAACAGCAACACUUUUCGGAGAGAGUGGAAUGGGUGCGAAGAGAUAGUGGAGUAUUUCAUUCUUUUGCAGGGCUUGGGAAUAUUUGCCGACGCAUGGAGCAAGUGGAUUGCCGUGUAUUAUCCCAGCGAGAAGAAGGGCGCACAUCCGAGAGUUGACCUAGACGGCAAGGGCGCGCUCCAAGCGGUCCUGGACUCGAACCCAGCAGGCAUGAGCGUGCCGCAUCUCACCGUCGCAGCGCAGGAAGAGUCGAAAAAGCUCGAACAGAAGAGCCAUAGGGGUACCGUCACGAAGCACUUAGCUACUAUUGGCCCAGAUGAAGUCCUAUCCACUGCCGUCGUCGUGCUGAGAACAAUGAACUUGCACCGCGAUUUCAUCGGUGGGCUGAUCUACUCUUGUGGUGACCAUAAGAAGUUAAAACAGAAAGCGUCAGCAUCCCAGGCGUUGAAGGGCAACCAUGGCCGCACCUUCAUGUAUCAAGUUCUGGAGGCUUACGAUGUGGAGUUGGAGACUCGUCUGGUUGACAACGCUUUCUUUCUGAUGUCAGACUCCGCUCAUUGGGAGAGCAUCCCGCUGCGAUGCAGGACUCUGAGGUUGCAGUGCACUGCGUGCCGCUUGCUAUCUCAGGCCGUCUGCACGACAUCACUUAUCAAGUUGGAGAAAACAUGGUAUCCGAAUAAAACGUUUGCUGGUAUCCGCAGCGACGAUGCCAUGCAGGCGGCUCUCGACGAGAAGGAUUGCUUGCUCGACCCCUGGUCGCUGCAGUUCUGCAGGCACCACAGGCACGGGGUCAUCGCAGACGCGCGGCAUGACUUGAUGCACGUGGCUAGCUUGCUCCAUGAGGACACAGUGAAGCAGGAGUGGGGCCAAGGCGUCUUGCGACGCAUCAUCGCCUCACGAUCGGUCAACACGUGGGUUGCCAGCCUUUCCCGCAUCAACGUCGAAUGGAUCGGCCAAGGGUUCCGCAGGCUGGCGAGGGCCUUUCGGCAGCUUCGGACACCCAGCUCAAGCAGCCUUGCGGCCGACCAGCCAUGCCAGCAACAAGCCCGCGCCGCUGGCGCCCCGAGCGCCCCGCGGAGGCGGAAGCUGCGGGCUGCCGGCGUCUUCUUCAGUCGUGAGUGCGGGCAGGAAGGCAACGCGCAGCCCAGCUUCUCGGGGAUGUGGGCGAAGUUCCGCAGGCUGGGCGACGGCGACAUCGACGAGCUCCAGCGGCAGGCGGAUGAGGCCAACGCUGAGGUCAACGAGGGGAGGAGGCCUUUUCCGAUGGGUCGGCGCGAGAUGCAGCGGGCCAGGGCCCGCGCCGACGCAGAGGCAGUUGCCGCGAUGCACGUCCGCGCUCAGCUCGCCGAUGACAGAGUUGGUCAGCCUGCUCCCCUGCACCGCGCCCUGGAGGCCCAUGGGCGCACCCUCGCUGCCGUUGCUGCGGCUGCCCCGCCGGGUGCGUUGGCCGCCGGGCCGAGCGCAGACGCCCUUGCAGGCGUGGCGCCGCAUGCCGCUGACGCCAGCUUAUUCGUUGCCGACCCGAGGAACGCUCAGUCCGAGGAAGGCGCCCCGAAUUUCUUGCACGCCGAGUGGGCCGACGACUCCGUCUACCAGCGGGCGCAGCGACUCGCUGCGCUGACGGGGCAGACCCGCCCAGCGCGCGCGUUGCGAGGUCUCUUGCAUCGCUUCUGGCAUGGGCUGUCCCGCACAAUAUUGCACAAGGACUGCGAGGUGUUCGACGAGCCACCUGUCCACAGGAGGUGCUGGGAGGCUCGCCGUUGCAUAUGCUGCCCUGAGUCGGCGUCGCUGGUAAAGUUGAGGGCUAACCUCGAGAAGACCACGCGGCGCUUAUACCGCCCUGGAGCUCUUCGGUCCAACGUUGAUUCAGGGUUCAUCGUGUGCUGUUUCAUCGGCUUGGCUGUUCGGCAAGAUGGGGAUGGCGGCCCCGCUGCCGAGUGCGACGACGGUGCCCUCUACGCGUUCAUGCACGUCGGCUUUCACAGCUGGAGCCCGUUCGAGCCCUUCUACGCCCCCAUGCGGACGCCAGGGUACGUCGUCGACUUGGACGGCGACCAGAAGUUCAGAGAACGCUUGGUGGAGUUGGAGGCGUUGCCUAGGAGUCUUGAUGCGUGGGCUGCUUGCGAGAUCUUCGACUUGUCGAAGCGUUGGCUGCUGGCGCACUUCGAGCUGAUCGAGAACGACACCGUCGUGGGCGCC